Arachis stenosperma is the source of this 732-nucleotide messenger RNA. Its product is annotated as precursor of CEP14-like. Lineage: Eukaryota; Viridiplantae; Streptophyta; Magnoliopsida; Fabales; Fabaceae. Gene Ontology annotation, biological process: cellular response to nitrogen starvation; response to osmotic stress. The transcript has a single exon. The record is from RefSeq and is a predicted model, not a curated record. The coding region runs from base 79 to 384 and encodes 101 amino acids.
UUUUUCACUCACACUCAUAAUCCUAAUAUUAUUAUUAUUAUUCUCCCAACACUUGCUUUUCUCUCAUUCCUUCUCAUCAUGCCUCGCUUUGCAACCUUGCUUGUUCUGUUCUUAGUUAUCUUCUCUGCUUCCUUGUGUUGUUGUUCAGAAGCUAGAAAACUUCAACUCAGGGGAAACAGGGGAAACAGGGGAAUCAAGGUUGUUGACCCUUCUCCAAAGAGCAGCUUGUUCUUCAGCUCCCUUCCAAAGGGCACCGUGCCGGCUUCCACACCGAGCAAGAAGGGACAUGCCAUGGAGGUUGAUGAGAAGCUCAUUGCACGAAACCUCAUUAGUGUUGAACGAGUUCUUCUCACAUCUGUCCCUAGCCCUGGUGCUGGCCAUUGAUUCAUUUUCAUUCCUUUCUUUGUUGAUCACUUCACAACACAUUUUUUUAUUUCUUCAAUUUUGUCAUAUUCUUAUAUUAUUACAUAUUUUUCUUUCUUUAUAUAGUUCAAAAUGAAGACUAUAAACAUUAGCAGGAAACUAAAAAUAGCUAGGGAGGGAAUAUAAUUGAACUGUGUAAAGAUGUAGAUUAAGAUUUGUAGUGUAUAUGUCUCUGUUUUCCUCUGUUUUCGGAUUAUCUCCAUUCCCUUGAUGAGGUGAAAACUAUAUAUAUGUGCAGUUACAAUUUUGUAUUCUAUAUAAUAUGAUCAACUUCUGUAAUGCUUUGUAUAAGUAUAUUUUUUACAUCAA